Messenger RNA from Mytilus trossulus (common blue mussel), 1260 nucleotides. RefSeq lists its product as uncharacterized. Lineage: Eukaryota; Metazoa; Mollusca; Bivalvia; Mytilida; Mytilidae. The transcript has 3 exons. The record is from RefSeq and is a predicted model, not a curated record. The coding region runs from base 41 to 1222 and encodes 393 amino acids.
UAUAAAAACAUCGGUUCUGACCACUCCACAGUUAACAACAAUGUCUUGGUUCCUUGCGAUUAGUUGUGUGUAUAUUGCAGCGGUUACAUUUGUGUCUUGUUCACGACACACACAAGAAUCGCUGUUAGAUCAUCUGGCUAUCGACAACUGCGACAAUCAUGCCGAACAACCAGAAGCCGUUCUAUCCCCAUCGAAUACAGGAGGUUUAAGAUGCGUAACUGCAACUGAUGAAAAAGUGUCUGAUUAUACGUACUUUGAUAAUGUGCGCAUGACCGUUGGAAACACUCCCAUGUACACUGUCUUCCAGGGUUUGUUAGACUUCACUGACAACACUCCACGAUUCUGCUUCGACAAGGACAACACACUUGCUGAGUUUGAUAUUAAUUUUAAAAACAAUAAUCCUCUUGAGACCUCGAGGGUGGAGUUAACUCCCUGUCGUACCGGUGGAUAUUGGACCAAUGGAAAAGUAUUUUGCUCUCCCCCUGAAUGUUCUAAGUAUUUACGUCAACCAAAAAAUGCAGAAUAUUUCGAAGAGGAACUACAUGUGACAAUGAAUAUGAAGGAUGUUUACGAGAUACCAGUAAAUGGACCAAGAGGUGGAGCGUCCCUGAUAAAGUAUGCUAGUGGAAGUGACCAUAGAUUGAUCUACAACAUAACGUCAAACACAACACAAUAUCUGACAACAGAACAGUUCAUUUCAUAUUGUUCAAAGUUUGGUCCCUGUUACAAAGGCGAGUUUCUUGGGAGAACAGAUUUGCUUUAUUUCCAUGGAGGAUGGCCUCCAAUGAUUCUCAAACGACAAGGUGACCAGGUCUUACUCAUCCUGAGAUAUGACCCAAGAAGCUUUGUAUACCCAGAAAAGUCACCUCUGGUCUCAUGCAAGAGAAAAUCAGAAAAUGAUUUUGAAUUAUGCGAAUCUCCUACUGGUUCUUAUUCCUGGAGGAAAAUAUGGAAGGCGCCAUUACCUUACAAAAAGGAAUGGUUAUCAUUACGAUUCUUAACGCGUUGGUCUCACAAGCAGGAUUGUCUCAUCCAAGUUACAGAUACUGAGACACAAGAAGAACUGGUUAACUAUACUGGUCCAUGUGGUAGAUAUGCUGACAUGAAACUUGGAAAUUAUCCGUAUGCAAAGGUCGGUAUUUCAAACAAAGGUCUUAGCGGAUCAGUCAAAAUGAGGUUCCGUGAUGUUAUGUUGACACAAAAAGGACCUGUAACAAAAUGAUGCUUUAGUUUGACAUUAAUCAACGCGUUUGACACAAU